Molecule: messenger RNA, 4779 nt
Organism: Phasianus colchicus (ring-necked pheasant)
Lineage: Eukaryota; Metazoa; Chordata; Aves; Galliformes; Phasianidae
Gene: NRF1
Product: nuclear respiratory factor 1
Biological process (GO): regulation of transcription by RNA polymerase II
Molecular function (GO): DNA-binding transcription factor activity
Source: RefSeq, a predicted model, not a curated record
CUCAAAAACCUUCACCUAGGAGACAUUUUGGUCAUAGCAAAGAGCAUUCACUUAAAGAAAAGACAGAAUUUUUUUAUGAAGAAGUGAGUUUUGAAAGGAGAAACCUCCACCCAAAAUGUCCAAGCAGAAGAAAAGUCUGGUUGCAAAACCUGAAAAUACAGAAUUUGGAGUUACAGUCCACACAGAAUGGGUCUCAGCCCUUCUCCUUUGGUCUUCAUUUACAUGGUCCAUGCUUUGCAUCCAUAUAGAAAUUAUUUAAACAUCCCAAGAUGUUUUUCCAUCUGUUUUUUUUUUCUUGUGCGGGCAUCUCAUCUUUGGUUCAGUUUAAAGCAUUCAUGAAGCAACGUUAUCAUGAGUUGGUGGUAGAGGAAUUCCUCCAGUGGGGCUUUGUGUUGGUGUGGUUACUUCUACUCACACCACAGGUGACACUGAGUAGACAAGAGCUCUGUUUUCAACCACGUGUCUUUGAAUUGAGCAUAGAAUUUAAGUUUUUGUGCUCCAUUUCUGUUGUUUUCUGCUGUUUCAGGUGGUCAGGUUUUGCUAUUUUGGGUUGCUUUUCUCCUCCAGCACCUGAUAUUCUUCCAGCCCUGGUGUCAGCAGCACAUUAAAGGAGCCUCCAUCACGACCACAAAACAACUGCACUGCGUGGUGAGGUGACUUUAUCCUCAUUUGUCUGUUUUCAAGCAUUUUAAACGAUUUUAAAAAUACUUCUGGCUCUCAUCCAAGGCUUCAGGACUAAGACACAGCUACCAGGAAAUGUCUCCACAGGCAUCGUCGUGAUAUCAGGGUUUCCUUGCACCUGAAAUUGUUCAAGUUUAUAAAGCAGAAGAGGAAUAAACGUUCGUUUUCUGGAAUGAGGAAUGUUCAUUUCUGAAAUGAAUCAAGAACAAUUUUUUUUUUCCUUUCAUGCUCUGUGCAAUAAUCCCUUUUCCAGUCCAUCAGAUUCAUGGUGGAACUGUUUUGGGUGGCUCUUUGGUGGCUCUUCGGAUGGUUCUUCCUCUGUGCUCACAGCCUGAUUUCUACCAGGAAUCCUGCAGGAAUAACAUGAAAAGAUGGAUAAUACAAAUAAUUACCCAAACUUUCAACACACAGCUAUAAGGCUUUUGCCCUUCAGAUGCUGGAGACGUUUGGGAAUUUUCCAGAAGGCAAACGUGCAGACAUGAAAAGAGUGCAGAAGUUGGAAAAGUAGAAAAUUGGCGUUGAGUGAAGUCAGCUAGCGGGUCAAACUGGAAACAAUCCAAUUUACGAUGUAGAAAUGAGUUACUGAAGCUUGUAGUGUUGGGAUAUGCACAACUGGGCAGGCUUCCGCAUCCAUUGGAGAUUAAGUCCUGGUUUGUGGUAGAGGUAUAGUAGUUUCUUGCCCUUUUCCCAGCUUCUAUUUACUUUUAUAUAGCUUGGAAUGAUGAAGAUGAGGGUACAGAAAGGGCAGAUCCAGGUUGUGCCUGUAAAAAUGAGAGCAAAUACCCACACGUUCCUGUCUGCUCUUUAUGGGCACCCUUGCGUUGAUGUUGGUCACCCGGCUGCUUGUUUGCCCACUUAGGAAUGCAUGGCCCAUAGUUUCAGUUUGAGUGGUAUUGCCCUGGUUCAAGCAUUUUUCCUCCUAAAGAAAGCAGUGUCAGAAGCAUCGCUCAUUUUGCAGUCUGGUUUCCUGGGGAGCUGAGCAUUGGCUACGCUUUGUCACAUAUAUUCUGGUAGUAUUUCUCUUAUGAGGAUAAAUACUUCUUUAUUUCAAUGGAAAGCACUUUAUGUUGUAUGGCACCGUGGGGAAAACAGCAGUGAACCACUUCAGACAAAGAAAGCCUAGUGGUUUGGGAAAAGCAUGGCUUGCUGUGCUGCUCCAUUAAGGUUUUGCCUGAAAUCUCCCUUGUUCCCCCCAUUUUUCUGUCGUGAUAACAAAAUAAGUUCAUUAGAAGAAGAUUAUGCUGGAUUUGGUUGGAUUUCCAACCAAAAUACUUCGUGUUGCUUCAAUUCAUCUUGGCAUCUCAGACCCUUCCUUACUGGAUGUAUUUGAAUUGAUGCUUUUUUGGGUGGUUCUAACAUUGUAGUGACUUGUAAGAAGGGCUGAGUAACACCUGGUUCCAUGGUGAGUUGGAUUGUGAGUGGGAAGGUGGUUGGAGCUUUAACCUCCAUAGGUUUGUGAUGGUCUCACAACUGCAUUUCAGCAGAUUGGAGCUCCCCUAGUGCAUGCCUACCUAGGAAACAGCCUAAACUCAUCUGUUGGGAACCCAAAUUGAGUUUAUCCAUACAGUUUAAGAACACUUAGGGCUUCUCAUAGUGUUUCCCAGGUAAAAAACUCACUUUUCUGGAUAGGAGAUGCCAAAAUAAGAGUCUGUUCCACCAUGAAGUUGGUAGCUCUUAGUGAAGCCAUUCAUUUUGUGAUUCUCGCUAUUAGAAUUAUAAGAGAGAAACCAGAUUGGGUUUGGCGUGUUUGGCAUUUUGAGAAGUUCAAUACCACUUUUGGAAAGGUCUAGCUGGAUUUCUUUGUACUGGGAAUUGAGAAACCAUUCCCAAAUGCCUAGGUUGGAGUUAUCUUAGGAGGACAAAGGCUGCUGCGAAAAGAACCAUCGCUGUGCAAUCCCAUACGUGGAGCAAACCCAUCCUAAAGCCCUGGACCUGCUGGCUGGAAGCUGUCCAUUGAGCAAGAGGAUGUGACUGCCCACAGCCAUUUUGUACCUAUUGAUGGAAGAACACGGCGUGACUCAAACAGAACACAUGGCCACCAUCGAGGCCCACGCAGUGGCCCAGCAGGUGCAGCAGGUCCACGUGGCCACCUACACAGAGCACAGCAUGCUGAGCGCCGACGAGGACUCACCUUCUUCACCUGAGGACACGUCCUAUGAUGACUCUGACAUCCUCAACUCCACAGCUGCCGACGAGGUGACGGCCCACCUGGCUGCAGCAGGCCCUGUAGGGAUGGCAGCAGCUGCUGCUGUGGCAACGGGGAAGAAACGGAAGCGACCACAUGUUUUUGAAUCCAACCCAUCCAUCCGUAAGAGGCAGCAGACACGUUUGCUACGGAAGCUCCGUGCCACGCUGGAUGAGUACACCACCAGAGUGGGGCAGCAAGCCAUCGUCCUGUGCAUCUCACCCUCCAAACCCAACCCUGUCUUCAAAGUUUUUGGAGCUGCACCCUUGGAGAAUGUGGUACGCAAGUACAAGAGCAUGAUUCUGGAAGACCUGGAGUCAGCGCUGGCAGAGCAUGCUCCUGCACCUCAGGAGGUUAACUCAGAGUUACCACCCCUCACCAUUGAUGGCAUUCCAGUCUCAGUGGACAAGAUGACCCAGGCACAGCUGCGAGCGUUCAUCCCAGAAAUGCUGAAGUAUUCCACGGGUCGUGGGAAGCCAGGCUGGGGCAAGGAGAGCUGCAAACCCAUUUGGUGGCCUGAGGACAUUCCCUGGGCCAACGUCCGAAGUGAUGUGCGCACGGAGGAGCAGAAGCAGCGGGUGUCAUGGACCCAAGCAUUGAGGACUAUCGUGAAGAACUGUUACAAGCAGCAUGGGCGUGAGGACCUGCUCUACGCAUUUGAGGAUCAGCAAACACAGCAACAGACCACAACCACACACAGUAUAGCACACCUGGUGCCCUCACAGACAGUGGUACAAACCUUCAGUAACCCUGAUGGCACUGUGUCCCUCAUCCAGGUUGGUACUGGUGCCACAGUUGCCACACUGGCAGAUGCCUCCGAGCUGCCUACCACAGUUACCGUCGCACAAGUCAAUUAUUCUGCAGUGGCUGAUGGAGAGGUGGAGCAGAACUGGGCAACGUUACAAGGGGGUGAGAUGACCAUCCAGACAACGCAGGCAUCGGAGGCCACGCAGGCAGUAGCAUCGUUAGCAGAAGCAGCAGUGGCAGCAUCUCAGGAGAUGCAGCAAGGAGCAACUGUUACCAUGGCACUUAACAGUGAAGCAGCUGCCCACGCCGUAGCCACACUGGCUGAAGCCACUCUUCAGGGUGGAGGACAGAUCGUCCUAUCUGGUGAAACUGCAGCAGCAGUAGGAGCACUCACUGGAGUCCAAGAUGCCAAUGGCAUCCUAGCAGCAGACUAUUCAGGCUACAAGUGGAGCCUAGCAGAGAGUUUAUCAGCAAAGCCAGCUGAUCAAGGAAGCUUAGAAGGGUUAUUCGUUAAGCUUUCAUCUCUGGAGCAUGGCCUCGUGCAGAUCCCCGUCAGCAUGUACCAGACUGUGGUCACCAGCCUGGCACAGGGCAAUGGCCCCGUGCAGGUGGCAAUGGCACCGGUCACCACACGGAUAGCAGACAGUGCCGUCACCGUGGAUGGGCAGGCAGUGGAAGUGGUAACUUUGGAACAGUGACCAUAACCCGCAGCAGGAUCAAGAUGAUUUAUUUUUAUUUUUUGGGGUUGUUUUUUUUUUGUUUUUUUUGUUUUUUUUGUUUUUUUUUUUCUCCUCGUCUCUUAUGCGAAUAAAUUUUUUUAACGCCUAUCCAGAGAUGCAAUCAGGUGGCAUUGAGUCUCUCCGCUUCGGAAGCAAAAAGAGUUUUGUUGACCAUUUUUAACGAAAAAUAACGAAGGAUGCGUGUGUUAAGUGUGUCUUUAUAGCACCACUGAUCACACUGGAGCAAGAAGCCCAACGCAGACGGGACUUCCAUUCUGAAGAGGUUAGAAAGGAGGAAAAAAAAAGAAACACACGCACAUGCAAAAAAUGCAACUCCUUGGGCCCCUUUCCUCCCACGACAGAUCAGAGCAGGGGAGCAUGGAUGCUCCCACAUGGGGUGAAUUAGGUUUCGAAGAUUUUAACGUGGACUUUUAUAUUAAAAAAUUA